Messenger RNA from Mesocricetus auratus (golden hamster), 10942 nucleotides. RefSeq names its product cyclin dependent kinase 6 (gene Cdk6). Gene Ontology annotation, molecular function: ATP binding; cyclin binding; cyclin-dependent protein serine/threonine kinase activity. The transcript is spliced from 7 exons. The coding region runs from base 188 to 1168 and encodes 326 amino acids. The record is from RefSeq and is a predicted model, not a curated record. Gene Ontology annotation, cellular component: cyclin-dependent protein kinase holoenzyme complex; cytoplasm; nucleus. Lineage: Eukaryota; Metazoa; Chordata; Mammalia; Rodentia; Cricetidae. Gene Ontology annotation, biological process: cell dedifferentiation; signal transduction; regulation of G2/M transition of mitotic cell cycle.
GGCUAGGCGGAGUUUCGCGGCGGCGGCGGCGACUGCGCCCGGCUUUCGCCCGCGGGCGACGAGGUCGCUCUGUCCAGCCCGGCGGCGGCGGCGGCGAGUGCGACCCCGGGCGUCCCCGAGGCGUGCAGGGCAGCGAGCGCACUCUCUUGACCCCUCGGCACCGCACCGGAGGCAGCGUCCAGCCAGCAUGGAGAAGGACGGCCUGAGCCGCGCCGACCAGCAGUACGAGUGCGUGGCGGAGAUCGGCGAGGGCGCCUACGGGAAGGUGUUCAAGGCCCGCGACCUGAAGAACGGCGGCCGCUUCGUGGCCCUGAAGCGCGUGCGAGUGCAGACGGGCGAGGAGGGCAUGCCGCUCUCCACCAUCCGCGAGGUGGCGGUGCUGAGGCACCUGGAGACCUUCGAGCACCCCAACGUGGUCAGGUUGUUUGAUGUGUGCACAGUGUCACGGACAGACAGAGAGACCAAGCUUACACUAGUGUUUGAGCACGUUGAUCAAGACUUGACCACUUACUUGGAUAAAGUUCCGGAGCCUGGAGUCCCCACAGAAACCAUAAAGGACAUGAUGUUUCAGCUUCUCCGGGGUCUGGACUUUCUUCAUUCUCACCGAGUAGUGCAUCGUGACCUAAAGCCACAGAACAUUCUGGUGACCAGCAGCGGACAAAUCAAACUGGCUGACUUUGGCCUUGCCCGCAUCUAUAGUUUUCAAAUGGCCCUUACCUCAGUGGUCGUCACGCUGUGGUACCGAGCCCCAGAAGUCCUGCUCCAGUCCAGCUACGCCACCCCCGUGGACCUCUGGAGUGUCGGCUGCAUAUUUGCAGAAAUGUUUCGCAGAAAGCCUCUUUUUCGUGGAAGUUCAGAUGUGGAUCAACUAGGAAAAAUCUUGGAUGUGAUUGGACUUCCGGGAGAAGAAGACUGGCCCAGGGAUGUUGCCCUUCCCAGGCAGGCUUUUCACUCCAAAUCUGCCCAGCCCAUCGAGAAGUUCGUGACGGAUAUUGACGAACUAGGCAAAGAUCUACUUCUGAAAUGCUUGACAUUUAAUCCGGCUAAAAGAAUAUCUGCCUAUGGCGCCCUGAGUCACCCGUACUUCCAAGACCUGGAGAGGUACAAGGACAACCUUCACUCCCACCUGUCAUCCAGCCAGAGCUCCUCAGAGCUGAACACAGCCUGAGGUUCCCCGGGGAGGCCAUGAGCUGGUCAUCUGAACGCGGUGGCUGACGAGUCCCCUAAGCAAGCCUUGCAGAGCAGUUGAAGGCUGCUGGCUAUGGGCCUUCCAGCCGCUGCCUUCUUGAUACGCUCUGCGUCACCAAGGAAACCACCUAGUUGACUUAAAGUUCAGAAAUCAAUGCAAGAGCGAUUGCAGCUUUAUGUUCGUUCACUUGUCUGUCUGUCUGACUGUCUGUCUGUCUGUUUCAAGAACCUGGAAAACUUCCAGAAGAAGAGAAGCUGCUGACCAAUUUUGCUGCCAUUUCAUUUUCUAACCUUGAAUGCUGCCAGUGUUGGAUGGUAAUGCAGGCCCAGCUGAGUGAGGGUGCAAUCUCUGCAGCUGCUGGGCCUGCUUUGGUACUUGUGAGUGUGUGAGAGAGAUCCCUGAUCUCGUGAAGUGUUACUUUCUGUAGACAACAGGAAUAAUUGACUUGUAACGACUAAGGUGACUGACAGGAACAAGGCUUGUUCCGUGACGGUGAUUCACCAGUGUAGUCUGCUCCAGUUAGAAAGGUGAGCCUGUGUCCUUAGCAUUUCCUUUCUAUCCAAAAGCUUUUGCUAGCAGUAAAUGAUACAGUUUUAGACACCACAAAAAAAAAAUGAGAAAGAAAAGGGGAGAAAAGCCCUCGUAUCUUUUAAGACCUUCUGUAAGCAUGCGUUCUUCUGUUUGCUCUUGGGAAAGCUGAAUUUACUUGUUCUGAGUCCUACAUAUAGUACAAUACUUGUUUCUUUUGGGAAAGGCCCUAUAAGCAUUUUAGUACUUGCAAUAGAUUUAGGGAGUGUACCUCAAAUAGGUCUUAAAAAUAGAGAAAGCCUAUAUUUUCUGGUUUGCAAUGUUACUAUUUCCUUUGUCUCUUGUUAUUUUGUUCUUUGUUUUAGGGACUUGCUUCCUGCUCUGAUUUGGAGGUGGUUCUGACAAGACAGGAAGUCCAUUUAGUUUCUCCACCUCCGACCCCGUACUUUGCACCACGCAUUUGCCGUGGUCUGCCUUGUUUGUGGAGUGCAGGCCUUCUGCAUCACCACGCCUCUUAACACAUAUUCCUACCUAACAGAUUGCCUACCUGCCCCACAUAGCACACCUGCCUGCCUGCCGCCUCUCACUGAACGUUUGCAGAUGGCCUUGCUUACGGCUUAGGGCUCCAAUUCUGCAAUCCUAACAGGGUCCCCUAUACCUUCUUAGUGUAGUCUUCCUGCCUGACACCAGUGAGGUCACUUAGGCAGGGUGGAACACUGGUUCUGUGUGUCACCGGCAUCUAGAUUGCUAUCAGCUGUCACUCAGUGUUUUACGUGUUUAUAGAGUAUAUAUUGUCAGUGUGUGUCUGGGGCGGGUGGAUGUCUUUUCCUCUUUUUUAGAGAUAACCACCCCCUAAAGGGAUGGCGCUGUCCAUCCCCAGGGUGUUCUUUUUCUAGUGCCUCGUGCUCGAUCCUGCUUUCUGCGGAGCCAGCCUGUCUUGGGCGUUAUAAACAACUGUACCUAGCUAUUCUCUCUGAGUCCUUCAUAUCCAAUGCCACUUUUGCCUUACCCUCGGGUUUAGUGCACUAGUAAUUAGAAGGCGUAGAAAGCAGCCUUGGGGGGAGGUUAGCUGUGUUUUGAACCGUGUUUGUUUGGAGUGCAUGUAAGUAGAAGCUAGCUCAUGUUUCAGUGUAGAACUUGGAAAGAGUGGAUGGUGUUUCACACAGUAGGGCAGGUUUCAGAUGUGUUCUGAAGCCUUACUGAUGUCUUUGUAGCUGAAGAAAUAGUACAUGUGAUUAUCUUGAAUAGAGGAGAGGUAGAUGCCCUUCCUGAGAGCUUUGGAGGUUGGGAGUCAUUCUUUUCUUUUAAUACACUUUUUACAGUCUUCUGAUUCAGUAUCUUGAGAAACAGAUGUCUUUUUCAAAAGCGAGAUUGAAAAAGAAAGCUAGGCUGUGAGAAUGUUCCAUUGUGCACUUCAUCAUAACAGCACUGGAUGUGUUGCUGUCGCUGUCAAGGCUCCAGGUAGGCUCAGAGCAGUGGACAAAGUCUCCCGAGGGUCUCACCGGGACAGUGAGUUCUGCCUUGCCUUUGAACGAGGUUCAACAUGCAGGCUUUUGCUGGCGCCUAGAAAUCGAACAUAAAACUCACUUCAUCGGGGCCUGGCCUACUCCGUUUUAGAUUAGCAUCCAUGUGAUAAAAUGAAAAGAAAUUUGAGGGCUUUGCUUUUGAAAAAGGAAAAAGGUGGUCCCUCCUCCCCCAUAACUUUGUUCAAGGAAAAUACAGCUGUCUUAAACUGGAAUCUUUUGGUAUUCUUCAGAAUAAUGAAGUUCAAACUUCAUUAUUGUCAUCUGUUUUGGGUUUAUUUCUAAGUAGGCCUUUUUGGGGUUUUUUGUUAUUUUGGUUGUUUUUCUGCUUUUUGUUUUUCUGUUUCUGGGGGUAAUUUUUUGAGGGUUUUGUGACAGGGUUUCUCUGUGUAGCCCUGGCUGUCCUGGAACUCAUGUAGACUAGGCUGUCCUUGAAUUCAAAGAGAUCUGCCUGCUUCUGCCUCCUGAGUGCUGGGACUAAAGGUGUGUGCCACCACCACCCUGCUAUCAGUAGUGUUUUUAAAUCACAAGCAUUUUGGUAUUAGAAACUUGGCAUAUUGUGCCAGGGUGGUGCAGAAAGGCAUCCAGCCUCUCUCUGGCCUUCACAAUGCUGUCCCGGCUCUUAGUUCAUGGAGUUGAUCUCUGGAUGUAUGUCUCUCCAUCAAGCUCAUGCUUCUGAAACCCAGUUUCCAUACAAGGAGCCGUGGUGUGCAGGCCCUUGGUAGCACAUGGAAUCAUAAAGAAUAAAGGCAUGGUGAGUAGGGCUCACCGUCUGUGGCCGAUGGUUUCACACACCUUUGUCACUGAGAAGAUCCUGCUGCCCCAGGGUUCUGCUGAAACAGCUUUUAGUUAGGAAAAGCGGGUUUGAAAUCACAGUAGGAAUAGUGCAAGAAUGUGCCUGUUUGCUUCUCUUCAGGAUUUGGUUCCAAGGGUCCUAGGAUUUCGGGACUGAUGGAGUUGUAACAUCCUCUUCAGAAACACAAAGGGAGAUUUUCCAAGUAGUCCCCAUAGGCUCACAAGCUACCUUGUGGCCUCGCCGCCACACCCGCCCUUAGAAACACAGUUCGUGAGCACCCAGUGGGCUGCAACCUCCCACUUUGUCCCUUUUUGAAGAAGAUGGGCGCUCAAGCAACGGAGAAACUGUUUAAUUAGCUUGGGACCAUUUCUGCCCCCAGUUUCUCACGAUUUUUUCUCAGGACCCACUCAAGGAAUAGCAGAUUUGAAUUUAGCCCCAGGUGGUUUACUAAAAGCAGCUCAGAAGUCCUCACUUAAAAACUGAGUCUCCACAUGGUCGUUUUUAGUGAAAAUGGAAAUUCUGGGUGUUGCUAUCUCAAACACAGUGCUUCCCUCUAAUUCGGGGGGUGAGAGGGGAUGCUAGCUAGCCAACUUGUUUGAGAAAGUCAACAGUACCGAACAGUGUGAACUUUAAGGUGUGUCCUGACAUUGUUUUUUAAGCCACUUCUCUUUGUGCCUGCUAAAGUCAGUUUCAGCCAUUCUCAUUGUGGGAGUUAAAUCAUGUAAACUUUCUAACAUCAUGCUUGUACUGAGUCUUCUGUCCAAAAAACUGCUCCUCUAGAGAGAACCUUAAUAUCCACCCUCUUCCCUGACAGGGUUUCUCUGUGUAGCCAUAGCUGUCCCGUAACUCACAUUAUAGACCAGGCUGGCCUCGAAUUCAAGUAGCUUCGCUUGCCUCUGUCUCCUGCUUGUGGGGACUAAAGGCAUAAAGCCACCAACCCAGCUGACUAUUUUUGAUAAGCACCAAGUGACUCACAUUUUCUGAAAGCACGCACGCUUUUCUUACACAGUUGGGUCCAGUAAGAAUAGCACUAAGGCUCCUUACCACUGUGACAGAUCGACAGCCUGCCGAAGAGCGCAUGCCUUACACCGCAGUAUGAUUUUUAAAACCUUUAAAAAUUACAAAAUAGUGGGAACAAACACAGGCUACUCAACAUGUGUUUUCAAGCUUACAUACAUUUUUUGAAUGAGACACAUUUGCCUUUAAGUGUAUUCUAAGGAAAACCUGAAGACGUCAUCUAACACGGGCUUGGCGUGUCAGAAAAUCACAAAUUUCGUGGAGACGCACAGAAACCCUGGCAUUCUUUCCUCGUUUCAUAGGAAGAAAGCAGCCGUCUGAAGCUGUACUCACUGUAUAUACGUGCCUAAGAAUAUCCACUAUAAAUAUGAGAGUUUAAGUGGCAUUUACCUCCUGUGCCGACGAGAGUGGACAACUAUAAGCCUUAUCCAAAAAUCCUUUAUCCUUACAUCUGGGUACACAGUGAAGGAGGUGUUCCUGUGUUCAUUCUCCGCAAUGGGAGAGCCUUGUGCUACCAAACCCUGGUGUAGGGUGUGAGUCCCGGAAUGAUUAGUAGUAGAGGUCCCUCAAAUGCAUGCGAACACAGCACCUUCGUCUUCAAGCAGCUUCCUGUCUAGUUAUACAAGCCGGGCUGGCCUGGUACCUACAGCCUCGUGCCUCUCCCAAGUGCUGGUUUGCACAUCUCAAGCUAAUUUGGUUUGGCUUUUGGUUUUGUUGUUGUUGUUGUUUUAGGAAUAACCUGCCCUACUGUCUUCUGAAAGAGAGGGGUUUAAUUUUUGUUGUUUUGUUUCUUUAUUUUUCAAGACAGCACUUCUUUGUGUGGCCCUGGCUGCCCUGGAAAUCUGUCUGUAGACCAGGAUGGCCUCGAACUCACAGAGAUCCUCCAUCCUCUGCGUACCACCCCCCCCCCAGUUCAAUUUUUAACUGUUUUCCUCAAUUUGCUGUUUUGAGUUUUCCUAGUGGAGUACUGAAUUGCCUUUUUCAGAUGUUUCUGCUAGGGUUUUCAGCAAGUUAUAUCCAUGUCUCUGUUGUCUGGCCCCCAAGAAAAUAGCCACCUGAGAAUAAAUGCAGGCUUUUCCUCAAGAGCUUACAGAAAUGUUAUUACAACAAUUCCAAAUGGUGAGAAUAGAAGGUAAUUUGGUUGGGGCAGAAGUCUAUUAAAAUUCACAGGGCCCUAAGAUUUGAGGAGGGUUUUCUUGUUGCUAUAUUCCAGUAUGUUCCACAAGGUGGUGCUCUCGGAGAAAAAUCUGACCAAGGCUAAAGAGGUACUCCAAAGAUACUACUUCAACUUUUGUUUUCACACAUCUUUAACUGCCAUCUAGCAUGUUUCUUCAUGUAAUUAACAGCCUUUGUAUUAUUCUUCAGCUUAUGCAUUUUGCUUUUUAGCUAGGUUCUGGGUGACUAAAUUAUGCUUGAGAAGGACAUGUAAGAGAUAAAGGGAUGUCUUCACAGUUACUUAGGGGACAUUUUUGAGGCACCCAAAUUACCUGCAGUUCUUGGCUAUCCAGCUACUUCCCUGAAGUCAACCCUUGUCUGUGACGAGGAUAGCUUUGUUGGAAACACAAGGCUCUUUUAGGGGCCCCAGUCAGGACUCCCGUCUCCCAUCUGCUGCUUUCAACCCUCGGUGGCCCUUUGACAAUGAUUCAUUUCCAAAUUCAAGUGAGCAAAAUAGGUAGUACGCCAGUAAUUGAGUUCACAAAAACCUUUUCUAAAGAACUGCAGUGCUGAAACAGCUCUACAUAUUCCGAAAGAACUGGUAGACUUUCCAAUCGGAUAAACCACGAGUGUAAACCCUUCAACUCCGAUUCUUAAAUGCUGGGUUUAAAUAUAGAUGAACCAAACAACUCAGGAUGGAAUCUAUACGAGGCUUUGGUUUUCCCGCUGUCAAAGUCAGUUUUAUACUACAUUUUUAACUCAGCUUUCUGCUCAGAGAGCCAUCCCCCCCAAGCCAGUGAUUAUGUGGUUCAGAGGGGAUAAACGGACAGUAUUUUAGUUUCUGUGGCACACCAUGGCAGAAAGCAGUUGAUUUCUUCCGAGACACGCGCGUACACGCACACACCACCUGCUUGACUUCACACCACAGUGGCAGGCAGGCAAGCCUCUGUUAUUUACACUGAAUCAAAAUGCUAUCCAGACCAGGCACUGCCAAGGCCCUGAGUACUCCCUGGCGCUUUCACCCCUCUGCCCUCACUGAGGGAGAUUCCAGGCUAAGCCCCUCAGUGAAAGGCCAAGCUUCCCCUGGGUCUGCUCUUGGCAGUCAUUCUGACGCUGCUGAAGCUGAGACCCACUAGGCAGAAUGACAGGGACGGGCAGCCGAGCCAGGCCCAGAGGAUGUUGUGGGAGGCCCGGGAGGCCCUGCUGCUGCUCAGAGCCUCGUGUUGCGCCGUCUUGGGAAGCCGGGCAUCCUAGAAGCACAUGACUGGCCUCCGAGCAUCAGUAAUCACAACACAGUUUACUUGCUAGCUCAGGUGUAGAGACGUAAUAGAUGCUGCUCUGCAAGCCCCAGGCCAGGUGUCUCACGCUCAAAAGUUUGGUUGUUUGUUCGUGUGUUUGUUUUAAUUUCCCUGUGUUCAGUGUAUAGUUUUGCAAUGGGGAUUUCUAUUUUUAUUUUUCUGUUUUCUAUCCUGCUACAUACAUGGUGGCAAAAAAAAAGUUAUUCCUGGAGAUGUUUCAUUUUGAAAAACUGUUUUCUGCUUCAUUUGGCAAAAGCGUGUAAUUCUUUAGUUUCGAUUUCUUCUCUUUUCUUCUCUAAUUAUCCCUGGAACAGAAGGAGGGUUUCCUAUUUAGAGGAAGCUCUGUGUGGACUGUUGGGUAACACAAAUAAUCAACACGUUUAGGCUGUCAGAUGUGGGGUUGUUUAAUUUCAGGAGACACGUGGCCGCACAUUGACUGGCAGACUUAUGUCUAGCCCUAAUCAAGCACAGGGCCACAGAGUUCUGUAGUCCCUAACUCAGGCAGGGAUCUAGCCACAUUCUGCUGAUGAGCUAAGGAGAAGAGUCUCCCUACCCCCAAGUUGGCAUUCUAAUCUUCAGUUCUAUAAAAUGCAAUAAUGUGUAUUAGCCAGCUAUAUUUCUGUGUUCACCAGCAUCUCUGAGUUUGACCUUAAGUCUCUGAGUGAUUAAAAUAGAUCCUAUCAUUUCUUGACAUUACUCCCCAAAUCAUGUAUCUUUUCACUAUGUGUAGCAGUAUAUUCAUGUAUACUUCAGUUCUUACCUGUAUUCAUUGUUUUCCUAUGAACAGUAGUAGAUAUAUUAGUACUUGGAAUUAAUGGUGUACUGGGAACAGCACUUAGCAGAUGGGGAAUUUUUUAUCAAGUUCCACAUUUACAUAAAUUAUUUCUAUUAUUCAUGCCUAUUAUUUAUUGAUAACCACACCAGUCCUGUGAAGUCAGGUGCAACUAAAGGCCGACAUCAGGACUUCGGGUUUAAUGCUCAUUAUCAUGGUCUUGAUGGUAUGGUGUUAAGGAGACAAAAUUACAGUGAUAACCCCAAAUAAGCUGCAUCAAGUUUAACAUGAUUAAAUUUUCAGUUGGUUAGGUGUAGUCCUUUUUUGGUGUCUAGGCAUCUUGUUGUGUUAAAAGAGGCAAAGCCACAGCCUUGAAGCUGUUGCUCCUGGCAGGUGUGUGUUUAGUAUAGUGUAAGAGUAAUUAUAGCAAAUGCUAAGGUAGAGAAGCGUGUAGAGAUUGCCUUAAUGUGGAACUGCCUCUGUGCCAGGUGGCCGGCAAAGUGGAUGCCAGGCAGAACGAGCAUCUGUGAAAAAAGCUUCUCUUGUAGGUGUCCCAUGCUGUGGUGGGAACAGGCGGUACUGUAGAGAAGGGAGCCGAGUGUGUGUGGUGGGGGGGGGGGUGCUGUGGAGAAGAGAGCAGAGUGUGGGGGGGUGGGGGGAGUGUCUGUAGAAACAGAACUGCCAGCUUCUGCCUUGAGGCCUCCAGAACGUGUUUUCAGAUUCCAGGCAACUUUGCUGAACACAGAAACGGUCCGUCUUCGGAUCGAGUGUUAUCUGGGAUCUUAACAACUAGAAAUUCCCAACAGCUCAAAAGCCUGUUGUGUUUCUGCUGUUUCUGGUCUGAGCUGAAGGUUAAUGGGCAAGUGUUUGGUGUAGAAGAGGAAUGUGUGUCAGGUCACAGUGCCACGUCCCGGAGUGUAUGUUAGCGGUAGGGACUGUUACAGGGUUGAUUUCUAGAUGUGUAGGUAUGUUUUCACCAGAAGGUGUGUUUUGUGUCUGUAUUCCCAUACAGACUGGUUAAGACUUGCUUCUAGGCUUUAGGAAAGCUGUUGUACACAGUAAGCUUGUUUGACUUAAUCUUAGAAUAGAAAUGUCUAAAGGUAAAAAGAAAGCCUCAUUUGGACAUGGUUUUCUGGACUGAAAUCACGGUCCUAGAUUUGUAGAGGUCAUACACAUAAUAGAUGCUAACCUAGGCUGUGUGAGCCAGCCCCAGAAGUCCAGCGUCCCCACACUGCACAGCCCACCCCUGCAUCUCUCCCUCCCUUGCCCUACCCUGACUUGCCCCUUUGGUGCUCUCCACCUCCUUGGCUGAGUUUUGGGCAUCAAGCAUGUGAUGAGAAAGACUUUGGGCACCAAGUAUGCUUGCCUAAGCCUAGCCGCCACCCCCACUUUGCCUUUGACUGGCCAUAGUCAUCGAGAGAUAAUACCUGAUGCCAGGCACAGAAUGUACUCGUGACGUCAGUCCUAAAUGCCCCCUGGCGUAUUCCUGUGCGCCCUGACCUUUAAACCCAGUCAUUAUGCAGAGUGUUCCUUGUUGGCUGUGGUCCUAGGUGAAAAACAUCCCAGGCUGCUGUAUGCUGUCCAUCUACAGGCCCUGCUUUCGCUGUGUUUCUUCAUACUUGAAACUAAUUCUGCUAUUUUGAUUUCACGGUGCAGACAUCAGGGCACAUUCCCUCAAGGUGCAUAAUUACUCUCAUUCCGUUUGCUCAUACGGCUACAGGAUGCUUUGUUUUGGUGCUUUGGGUUCAGCAGGUCAAAGAAGCAGUGUGGGCGGUCAGUGCCCAGAACACAGUCUUGGACGCACUGGGCGGGAGUCUCGGUGUAGGUGUUGCUCCUGCUCUUCUCUCUGCCCUCUAGGUGGGGUUACCAGGUCGGACGGCCAGGUCCACUUGGGGACCUUUCUUUGAAAGGUCUGUGGACCACGUGCUGUAUACAUGCUCUCUAGAUGCCCUGUCUAUUUCAGGUUACUAACCCUCAUAAAAAAUGAUCCUAGGGUAUAUAUAGCAAACUAAAGGACGGGCCAAGUAGACCUGUGUCACUCAAAUGAUACACAUACCCAAUUCCACACAGGAAGCCCUCCUGAGGUUUAAAAAGCAUAAAAAGAUAUCUCUACGGUUGCCCUUCGCGGUCCAGAGCUGAAGGCUUUUGCUCCCUUCCUUUGAAGCGGAUGGAAAUCUGGUCAGUUUAUCCAAGUCCCCCCCACUUAGAAGAAUGGGCAAAUAGAGGUGUGUGUUGUAUCGGUGUCAUCCGAAGACCAUGACUCCUGUGAAAUCUCCCAUCACUAGGAGUCCAUGUUUAAAAGCAGCUUGGGGGUGGCGGGGGAGACUCCAGGCAGGCUUCUUAACCGGGAACUUCCCUGGAGAGGGAGGGCUACAGUGUUCAUUCUGUGUCAGUGGGAGAGGAAAUGGGCAGGAAAUCAAGAGGGUUACAGAUCAAUACUCCUUUGGAAACUGGAUUUCUUACUGGGUGCUAGACUGCAAAUUUAGGUAUUUAUUGUCAGGUAAUUGAAUUCGUUGCUUUUCAAAACCAUUGUUCAAAUGUCACUAUCCAUUGGAUUCCCUUGUGUGCCAGCUGAAUUGGUUGAAGCAAAACCAGAAAAGUGGUUUGUACAUUUGUCGUACCUUUUGUAUUUCUUACAAUAAAAAUGUUGGUAGCAAAUAAAAA